Messenger RNA from Loxodonta africana (African savanna elephant), 1874 nucleotides. RefSeq names its product small integral membrane protein 10 (gene SMIM10). Lineage: Eukaryota; Metazoa; Chordata; Mammalia; Proboscidea; Elephantidae. The coding region runs from base 113 to 349 and encodes 78 amino acids. The transcript has a single exon. The record is from RefSeq and is a predicted model, not a curated record.
GCCUCCCGCCUUAUAUCCUCUAGUCCGUCCCUCUGUUCAUUGGUCGGUGGGUUCGCGGAUCUGCUGGCGACUCUUGGACUGUGGGCACUUUGUGAGAGAAGACUCCAGACUUAUGGCGGCGGCGGUUCUGUCCGGCCUGGCGGCGUGGCUGUCGCGCUCGGCCGCGAUCCGCGCCAUCUACGGCGCCUUCUGCAAGCGGCUGACUCGCACGCUGCUCACCCUCUUCAACCUGGCCUGGCGGACGCGCGUGCACUUCCCCAACGUCUUAAUCGUGGUCGGCUUGAUACUCAACGUGUGCAUGCAGGUACUGCUAACUUUGUGGAAUUUGGGGAUUCCCCCGGCAGGAUGACUGACUUUCACUCCCCAGCUCACCCACUUGAGAGCAAAGCGGCUAGCCCCGCUCGCGUGCGCCAGUCGGCAUUUGCGCUGCCUCGUCUCUAAAUGGGCUGCUAAAAAGCAUCCUUUGCGAAAAGCAUGCAGUGUGACCGAAAAAGCCUAAGAUAAAACGAAAUCUUGACUCCCAAGGAAGUAGGUAAGUCACAGAACAUAAAAGAACUUAAAAAUCUGGAAAUCCUCAGAAAUGUUUAAGAACUUAUUGCAUCCGUAAAAAGCAAAAGCAGCACAAACUUUAAGAAAUGACAAAGGGCACAGGAUGCAUUUUUUGAAAGGAAAAGCAAGUAAAAACUUAAGGAAAGGUUAACUGUACAAGAAUGGCCCAAAUGGGAGGCAAAUAUUCCAAAUUAGAAUAGAAAGUGAGUACAGGUCAAACAGAAUGGAAUGGAUUCGAAGCAAUAGAUGGAUUGAGUAAGACGCUGGAGGAAAUUUAAUAACAUGAUGUGGAAGGCAUCCAUUUCUUCAGCCCAAAGAAAAAAACAAUGAGAAACAGAAACUACAGGGAAAAACAAAUAUUUCAAACUGUACAAGAAAAGCAUGCUUCAAAUAUGAAGCGACCUCAGAUGUGGCCUGGUUUUGAACAGUUGCUGGGAGUGUGAGAAAAGGAAUCUGUUUGAGCAUUGGUACGUGGAUCACGAAUCGAGUCAUAGACGAAAAAAACCCAAUCAUAGAAAUUAACUUUGCUAUUCAUAAUAACCAUAAUAAAGUAAAUCUUGAUUAUGGUUUUUAGAGUCAAUUUCCAGACAAAGCAGGGAAGACUUAGUUAUGGUUACAGAAUAGAAUGGAAGGAAAUGUUAUCAACAUUGACAAUGUCCAGAUAGAGUCGACAGGUUGGAAGGCAGGGGGGAGGAAAUGUAAAUAGAUAGUGCUAUUAUCCUCAUUAAAUAGAAACUCAAGAUACUACCUACAAACAGUUGAGGAAAAAAGAUAGAGGUUCAAGUAUUAGAUUAUUAAAAGUGAGUAAGGGGGCCAACAGAAGAGGUUAAAAAUAGUGAUACAACCAAACUGAGGGGGGAAGAGAGCAGAGGAGAUAGUAGGGAAGCCAGCAGAAAAUGCCUCAAGUCAUAAGUCAAGAAAUAGUAAUAAAAGCAUAUUAUCAAGAAAAAUGGAGGUAACCACUACAUAGACAUACAGAAAAGUUUUUGCCUCUGGGUUGGGGAACUGGGAAUUAAGGAUGGGCAGAGAUUUCUUGUUUUUCAAUUAUAAGCCCUUUUGUACUAUUUGAGUGUUUAAAACUACAUGCAUGUGAUUAAAAAUUAAAACUUAAAUAUAUAUUAACAAUGAAUUUGCCGCAGUCAGAAGGAAAUUGGGGAGGGGAGUUUGAGGGUGGUUUUGGAGGCCAGGUAGAUGCUGAGUUAAAACACCUGUUCUGCGGUAUUGUUAUGUAUAUCCUGAAUGAUCAUGCAAAAUAAGAUUUCCUGGUGUUCCAAACCGCCAGGAAAUGCUUUAAAGCUAAAAAUGGCCAAUAGUCUUCAGAUAGA